UGGGAGUGAGUGGUUGUGGAGGAGUGGCGCGGAGAGCCCAAGGGUAGCAGGAAGGACUGAUGGGUGUUGACAGUCUUACUCUGUCCAUACCUUAGUCCAUCAUUCUUAUAUCAAACCAGUCUACAUGUCCGGUGCAUAAAGUCCAUGUCGCAUCGUUGCUCUUAGUCCAUAAAAAGGUGUGCUGUAAACAAGGUACCGCUGUGGUGUCACUCGAGUCGGAGCACCAUCAAGUCGAAAGAUGGCGUCCGGAUUCCGCGUGGACGGCCAGCAGGUGGACGGCUUCUGGAUGCUGUCCGUGCUGGUCACGGACCUACAGAUCGAGAAGCGUGUCCGUGUCCGCGGGGACAUGCACGUCGGUGGCGUCAUGUUCAAGCUGGUCGAGGGCAUGGACGGUAUGGACUGGUCGGACCACGCGCUCUUCUGGCCAGAGCGGCGCCGCUGGCUGCUGCGCACCAAGUCGACGCUGGACCAGUACAGCGUGGACGCCGACGCCAGCCUCAUCUUCACGCCCAUGCACAAGACGCUGCGACUGCAGCUGCCGGAUCUGCGCCACGUCGACCUGCGCGUCAACUUCAGCGCCACCUGCUUCGACGCCGUGGUGGACCUCUGCAAGCAGCUGGGUAUCCGGCACCCCGAGGAGUUAUCGCUGAGCCGACCCCUGUCGCGAGCGCACCUCAAGGCUAACUUCCAGUCGCACGCGGCGGCGCGGCCGGCGGCGCGCGCCGCCGACGCCCCGCCGGCCGACACCAACACAUUCAUCGGCGCCGACGCAGCCUCGCACGGCAGCGACAAUAGCCUCGACGGCCCGGUCUCCCCCGGUCGGCGAGCCAACUCAUCCGGCUCGCUGCUCGACUCGACGUGGCGGUCAGCGCCGCCGGGCACGCCCUCCAGCACGCUGGGCGGCUCACUGAGCGGGCUGAGCUCGCUCAGCCACAGUCUGACGGCCGGCCGCUCGGGCUCCGGCACCGGCCUGGACGGCCUGGACUCGGGCCUGGCGCACAGCCCGAUAGUGCCGGCCGCGCAGGCGCAACGCCUCCUCGUCCGGCCGCGCUCGCUGCUCGAGAGGGCGCGCAUGAACGUGGCGUGGCUGGAUUCGUCGCUUUCAAUCAUGGAACAGGGCGUGGACGAGAACGACACGCUGCUCUUGCGCUUCAAGUUCUACACCUUCUACGAUCUGGACCCCAACUACGACGCGGUGCGCAUCAACAUGCUGUACGAGCAGGCCAAGUGGCAAAUCCUGAACGAGGAGAUUGACUGCACCGAGGAAGAGAUGCUGUUGUUCGCCGGCCUACAGCUGCAGGUGAACCUGCAGGGCUCGCUGCCCCGCCUCAGCUCCAGCCGCGCCCAGCCGCCGCCGUCGCCGCCCGAGGACGACGUCGCCUCGGCGCUGGACCAGCUGCAGGUCAAGCUGGAAGGCACGCAUGUCAACGGCGCAGGCGGCAGCCUGACGCAGGUGCCGCGGCUGGCCGACUACCUACGCUUCCUCAGGCCGCGGCGGUUCACGCUAAAGGGCUUCAAGCGGUACUGGUUCGUGUACAAGGACAUGUCGCUGUACCUGUACAAGUCUGAGGAGGAGGCGGACCAGCAGCCGUACCUGCAGGUGGACCUGAAGGGCUGUGAGGUUGUGCCAGACGUCAACAUUGCCGGCGGCAAGUACGGGAUCAAGCUGCAGGUGCCGGCCCCCGACGGCCUGUCCGACAUGAUGCUCCGCUGCGAGUCGGAGGAGCAGUACGCCCGGUGGGUCUCGGCCUGCCGGCUGGCGGCCCGCGGCCGUAGCAUGGCCGACUCCUCGUUCGAGACGGAGGUGCGCGCCACCCAGGAGCGGCUGGCGCUGCAGCGGCCGGCCCCGACGCCGGCCAUCAGUCCGCACACGCUGCAGAUCGAGCCAGACGACUACGUACCGCCCCGGUUCACCAAGAAACUGCGCGGAAAGCUCACGCAGAAGAUACUGGAGGCACACGCCAACGUGGCGAACUACGGCCUCGUCGAGGCCAAGCUGAACUACAUCAAGUCUUGGAAGGCGCAGCCCGAGUUCGGAAUAUCCUUUUUCGUGGUGAAACUGCUGAAGGCCAAGAAGGAGGAGCUGCUCGGCAUCGCCUUCAACCGCCUCAUCCGCAUGGACAUCAACGGCAACCAUGCGAAGACCUGGCGCUACGACACCAUGAAGGCAUGGAACGUGAACUGGGAGGUGCGGCACAUGAUGGUGCAGUUCGAUGGGGAGAACAUCGUGUUCGAGUGCCUCUCCUCCGACUGCAAGGUGGUGCACGAGUUCAUCGGCGGCUACAUCUUCCUCCAGCUGCGCUCCAAGGACUCGAGCCAGACGCUGGACCGCGAGCUCUUCCACAAGCUGACAGGCGGCUGGCGGUAGAGCGACGGCCGUCGCUCCGGACAGCCGCGGCCGGCCGGG
Molecule: messenger RNA, 2407 nt
Organism: Pollicipes pollicipes
Lineage: Eukaryota; Metazoa; Arthropoda; Thecostraca; Pollicipedomorpha; Pollicipedidae
Product: unc-112-related protein
Exons: 12
Coding region: 239-2368 (709 amino acids)
Biological process (GO): cell-matrix adhesion; integrin-mediated signaling pathway
Cellular component (GO): cell-substrate junction
Molecular function (GO): integrin binding
Source: RefSeq, a predicted model, not a curated record